AUGAACGCAGAAGGUUGUCAGUACGAUCCUCUUUACGGUUAUACUCAACCUCAGACUCGACUGCCUUCUGCCCCCGACAUAACCACGCUGACAUCGUUCGCUCCGCAAGCACCGAUUCCAGAAUACCCAUCUGCGUAUGAUCCUUAUCGGUAUCAAACAUGCUAUCCUUCCUAUUCACCGGCAACGGCACCUACUACAUUUUAUUCCUCAGAUUUAACGCCAUUUUCGGUACAGCGUGGCACCAGCGGUGUUAGGACAGAAUUUGGUUUACCAAAAGAUGUUGAUAUUAAAUCCGAAAUCGUUGAUGCCAAAGAACAUGGUAAGCACAAGACCAAUUCUGCUCUAUCAUUUAUUAUCUUACGAAUUAUUUUUGGUGUAGUUUUAGUUGUUGAUCUCGGUGGCUCAACCUCAGAACUCUCGGAUGCCCAAACUGAUCUGCUACAAACGGGUUCUGACGUCGCUUCACAGCGACUUUCUUCACAGACCGUUGAUGUUGCAACUGCUCCAAGGAGAUUAGACAGACGGAAGGCAGCGACAAUGCGUGAGAGGCGACGUCUUCGAAAAGUGAAUGAAGCUUUUGAAGUUGUUAAACAAAGAACUUGCGCAAAUCCAAACCAGCGCCUCCCAAAGGUUGAAAUUUUACGAAGUGCUAUUGAAUAUAUAACAAAGCUAGAAAAUAUGCUUCAAAGCCAAGGGAAAAUGACAAAAAUUAUGGCUGCAAAUCAAGGAAUACACCUACCAGAAGGUGACAACCAGGAAUAUGUUGUAAGUUUAUUUUAA
Enterobius vermicularis (human pinworm) is the source of this 780-nucleotide messenger RNA. Lineage: Eukaryota; Metazoa; Nematoda; Chromadorea; Rhabditida; Oxyuridae. The record is from the annotation of a GenBank genome assembly.